This is a messenger RNA of Molossus molossus (Pallas's mastiff bat), 1876 nucleotides long. RefSeq names its product cytosolic arginine sensor for mTORC1 subunit 1 (gene CASTOR1). Gene Ontology annotation, biological process: negative regulation of TORC1 signaling; cellular response to L-arginine. The coding region runs from base 493 to 1377 and encodes 294 amino acids. The transcript has 9 exons. The record is from RefSeq and is a predicted model, not a curated record. Gene Ontology annotation, molecular function: arginine binding. NCBI's taxonomy places the organism in Eukaryota, Metazoa, Chordata, Mammalia, Chiroptera, Molossidae. Gene Ontology annotation, cellular component: cytosol.
CCGCGAUGGAGCUGCACAUCCUAGAGCACCGGGUACGGGUGCUGAGCCUCGCGCGCUCCGGUCUCUGGCUCUACACCCACCCACUCAUCAAGCUGCUAUUCCUGCCCUGCCGAAGCCGGUGCGCGCCCGGGUUCGGGGCCACAGAUUAGGGUGGGCUCCACUAUGGCUCCGGGACCGGGUCGGGAGAUUAGAGUCACCGCGGGCGAGUGGGGGCGAACGAGAACGGGCGGGGAGGGCCCUUCCACCCCACCACCCGGCCGCCAUCCGGCUUGGCCUUACCCUCCCUGGGACCGCCGCCUAUCCGGGGCCAGUUAAGGCGCAAACAGCCUAAGGUGGGCAGUGCUUAACUCUGAGUAGUAUCAAAUGGGGGUAUUCCUUCCUGGCGACUGAGGGGAGCUUCUUGCAGACGCCUCCCAUCGGGUCAGAGGGACCGGUCUAGGCGACUCCAAGUCUGACGCCCCUGGGCUGUCGCCGUGGGUCAUCUCCUCCCUCAUGCGGAGGUGCAAAUUCUUCAGCCUGACGGAGACUCCCGAGGAUUACACGCUCAUGGUGGACGAGGAGGGCUUCAAAGAACUGCCCCCAUCCGAGUUUCUGCAAGUGGCUGAGGCCACAUGGCUGGUGAUGAAUGUGUCAUCCCACAGCGGUGCAGCAGUGCAAGCUGCUGGGGUCACAAAGAUUGCCCGCUCAGUCAUUGCACCACUGGCUGAGCACCACGUGUCUGUGCUGAUGCUGUCCACUUACCAGACGGACUUCAUCCUGGUGCGGGAGCAGGACCUGUCUGUGGUGAUCCACACACUGGCCCAGGAGUUUGACAUUUACCGAGAGGUGGGCGGGGAGCCUGUGCCUGUUGCCAGGGAUGAUUCCAGCAAUGGUUUUCCCCGAGCUCAACAUGGGCCCAACCCCACGGUGCAUCCAAUCCAGAGCCCACAGAACCGUUUUUGUGUCCUCACACUGGACCCUGAAACACUGCCAGCUAUUGCCACCACCCUCAUCGAUGUCCUCUUCUACUCCCACAGUGUUCCCAAAGAGGCAGCCUCUGGUGAUCCUGGACCCAGUUCCAUCACGUUCUUUGCCUUCUCCCUCAUCGAGGGCUACAUCUCCAUCGUCAUGGAUGCAGAGACGCAGAAAAAGUUCCCCAGUGACCUUCUGCUGACCAGCUCCUCGGGAGAGCUGUGGAGGAUGGUGCGCAUUGGAGGACAGCCCCUGGGUUUUGAUGAAUGUGGGAUUGUGGCCCAGAUCGCGGGUCCCCUCGCUGCGGCAGAUAUCUCUGCCUACUACAUCAGCACCUUCAACUUUGACCACGCCCUGGUGCCCGAGGAUGGCAUCAGCAGUGUCAUCGAAGUCCUCCAGCGACGGCAGGAGGGCCUCGGCUCCUGAGGCCAGAGGGGAACAGCAGCCUCUGUGUUCUUCCCUUACGCCCAGGCUUCCAGAGACUUAUCUAAGCUAUUUCCUCAAGCUCUGGAUGAGCUAUCGCCCUCUCCCUCCCCCGUUCAUGCAGGGGACCCCUCCUUCAGCUCUCCAUAUGUAAGCUGCGUGCAGGCACCGGCUCUCACGUGGAAAUGCGUGUCUGCCCACACAGGGGAACAUGGUGCUCCGGGCUUCCACAAGGAAGCCCUCGAUCCAUCACUCCCAGCCCAGCCUCGGCGUUUGCACAUUCCCUGCCUGAGGCUUGAGACAUCCCCCCUCCACACCCUACCCCGGGCCAGCUGCUCCCUGGACAGGGCCCUAAUCUCCGUUCUGCCUCUGGCUGGGUUGUCUUCCCUGACGAGGUGAGUUCUGACAGUGCCUCCCCAUCAUGGGGCCUCCAAGAAAAGUAUUUUUACAGCUCUCUCUUCUUUUUUAAUCAACUUGUUAAUAAAGGGCUUAUAGUGACCAG